AGAAGUCCCUAAAAUCACUUGUACCUUUCAAUUUCCACUGGCCACCCAAAGCUUUUACUGCGCAAGUCAAUACAAUGUCAUAUUAUGUUUUGUCAAAUCUACGUAUUGAACAUUGAUAGAAUUGAAAUUGCUAACUAAACACGUUUAAAUCGUUAAAAUAGUUAUAUUGUAGUACUCACGCGACUUAUUCACAAAUUAUUUGCAAAUAAAUGUCACUAUCCAAUCACUGGAUGGCACUUUGAAAUUAGCGAUCGAAGUUGACAAUUGAGACAAAUGUCUACAGGAGGCAGUGGAGCUGUAUUUUUCCUCGGAACUAGAGCUCAUUAUCAGGUCCUCCAACGGCCCGAAAAUCGUUUCGAUUUGGAUAACGGCAACGAAUCAACGGAGUCCAUCUAUCAGAAUCGUUCGGCGCAAGAGCUGUGGCCUGAGGGUAAGAUGAAGGAUUCGGACAACAAGAAUCGCGUUAAAGAAUGCAAUUGGAGCUACGAAAACGAAGUUAACGUGUCCGAUGAGAAAUUAAGAGAGGAAAACACAGGCAAUGGAAUCAUAAGUCGCACAAUACGACGCGAGAGCGAGACGGCUUCUUGUGAAAAGGACAACGAUAUUAAGCCUGCCCUGUUGAACAUCGAUCCAGACAGUGCGUCGUCUCCGAAGCCGCGUCGGCGUCGCCACUUCCUGUCGCUGCUGUCGUCGCUGACGCGACGCAAGCGACGCCACGACGCUGACGAGACCCAAUACCUGCGCCACAUCGAGAGCGCGCUGAUGACCUGCACGUACAAGGAGUCCUGUCGCUGUCUCGACUGUCAGAGCCGUUACUUCGAGUGUGACGAGAGCGAGGAUUACUCGUCGGACGACAGCGACUAUUACCCUCAGCAGAUCCUCCCUCCAGCGCCGCAGCCGAUGCAGCAGGAGGAAGAUGACGAGGUAUUUGUCGACACGGCUCCAAGCGAUAACACCUCAACCGACAUGCUUCUCGAGAAAGAGAAGGCAUCGAUAUCUUCGGAGGAAGUCGACGAGUCGGAGGAGGAUAACAUGCAUCUGGAAGUGGCGGCUGGAACGCCAAUUCUUCUCAACUAUUUACUGACACAUCCGAUAACGUGUGCCAUACAGUAGUUGGCUCGCCCCUCAAACAGCUGGUGGGUCAGCGAAUCUCAAACUUUUGAAUCGAUUUUAGUCGAUUAUUUUCAAACUAAAAUCGAUUAAUAAACAAGACAAGAUUAACAAUCAACAAUUGUUCGUAUUAAGCUGUUUAAGAUAAUUCGCGUUGAUUUAAAUGGAUUACGCUUAGAUGUUGCACUAAUAGCUUUAUGGCUGGCGAUAAUUUGUUCACUCAGCUCAUAGAAAUUGUGAAACUGUAAAUGCUUGUCUUUUUUUUCCUGCCUAUGCUGAUAGCGUUGAAAGGCUAUAUCAGUGUUACCCUAGCAUGUAGGUGAGCUCACGGGGCUCAAACCGGAGUGUUGCUAACAUUGACCCUAGCAAGAGCCGUGAUUCGCAGAUCGGAAACGCGACCCACUGAGAAGAUCCGACGAGAAACUCAGUGGGCUGUGUCUGUGGGAUGCUUGUCCUUUAUAUAGUGGGUACCGGUAAAGAGAACUGUCUUAAAUGGACAAAAAAUAUGAGUGGAAAGUUGUGACUUGGUAACACAUACAGCGGCGAUGUACCGAGCGAGGUGUGAUGUGAAUGUAGACUGUUUUUUUGCUCAGUUGGAUGGACGGCCUGGUGUUAAGUGGUUACUGAAACCCAUAGACAUCUACAACGUAAAUGCGCCACCCACCUUGAGAUAUAAGUUCUAAGGUCUCAGUAUAUAUUAAGAUCUAGUUUAUUAAAUCCAUUGCGUAGCGCGUUCGAACUCACGGUCGACGCGGCGGAUAUCACUUUGGCCACAUUAUAUUCGUUCAUUUACAAUCGACGCGGCUUUAGUGUUUUUAGUGAGUGUUUUUUAACGUUCUCGAUAGCGUAAAAGUUAACGCAAAUUUGUAUGAACGUUUGCCUACGUUUGCCGCUAGGGGCGCUGUUCCAACUGCAUACAAACUUAACUUUUACGCUAUCGUUAAAAAAUACUCACUAAGCACACGGCACUACUCGCUAGGGUUCGCGUUCAAGAUAAUUUCUCACGAUACAAACACUAUUAGCUAUGCACAAUUCGGAUACGCUAAAGAUAUAAUUAUAAUCGUAUGUGCCUAGUAUGAAUAAUUCGAGAGGUGAACGGAUAUUUGGAUGAGAGCAACAUUUUUGCAACUUUACAUGAGAGCUAUUUAAAAGUUCAAAAUUUAGAAAAAAUAUCAUAACAAAAAAAAAAAAAAAAUUGCUUAGAUGGGUGGACGAGCCCACCUGAUUUUAAGUAGUUACUGGAGCCCAUAGAUAUUUACAACGCGUAAAUGCCGCCAUCCACCUUGAGAUACGAGUUCUAAGGUCUCAGUAUAGUUACAACGGCUGCCCCGCCCUUCAAACCGAAACGCAUUACUGCUUCACGGCAGAAAUAGGCAGGGUGAUAGUACCUACCCGCGCGGACUCUUAAGAGCUCCUACCACCAGUAAAAAGAUGUAAACCACUGUUGUUACUAAUACCAAAUAAAGCACACCUUUCGUUAUAAAGAUAAAUGUCAUGUAUUAUGUAAGCAAAAUGUCCCUUAAACCAAAUAUCUUUUCACCCCUCGAUAGUACAUAAUAUAAAUAACCUAGUCUUUAAAAUUUCAAGUCAAAAAAAUAUUACUAUGUAAUUAAAAUGGCGAUUAUAUUAUAGUUUCAAAAUAGGUAAGCUAAAAAAUAGUUCUUAGCUAUGUGUACGUGGCUUAAUUGUUGUAAAGGAUAUUAUAAGCAAUAAAAUCUAAUGCAGC
Bombyx mori (domestic silkworm) is the source of this 2836-nucleotide messenger RNA. RefSeq lists its product as uncharacterized. Lineage: Eukaryota; Metazoa; Arthropoda; Insecta; Lepidoptera; Bombycidae. The transcript is spliced from 7 exons. The record is from RefSeq and is a predicted model, not a curated record. The coding region runs from base 274 to 1113 and encodes 279 amino acids.